AACUUAAAGAGAAGGAAGACAAUAACAUUUGAUGAUGUGAUGCCGCACUUCUCUAAUGGUUUCGCCAAAAGUAAUCUCAGCCAGACUUGCAGCUUGGAUGGGGAAAUGCUUCUCACUAAGGCCAAGCAUUUUGCAGAACAAUUUGGGCAUGACGCUCCUCUUACGGCAUGGUAUUGGAUGCAUCAGUAAGGCAGGGAAGGCUGCUGGAGGGAACGAAGAAGUUGUGACUGAAUGGAAGGAGGGAGGACUCAAGGAUAUUUUGACUCGCUAUGCCCCUGCUGACAUCUACAAUGCUGAUGAAACAGGCAUCUUCUGGCAGAUGUUGCCGGAAAAAUCACUAGGAUUCACUGGUACGUCUUACCAUGGCAGCAAGCAGUCUAAAACACGCCCUUGUGUGUGCUAAUAUGGAUGGAAAUGAUAAGAUGCCGGCCGCUGUUAGUAAUAGGAAAGAGCAAGAGGCCUCGAGCAUUCAAAAAUGUCAAAAAACUUCCAGUCGAAUAUGAGGAAAAACAAGAAAGCAUGGAUGAACAGCGGUCUCUUUGAUAGUUGGCUGCGAAAACUUGACAAGAUGGGAUGGCAGAGCAGGAAGAUUGCCAUGGUUGUUGACAACUGCCCGGCCCACCCUAUCGUCACACUGGAAAAUACUGAACUUGUGUUUCUGCCCCCCAACACAACAAGUAUGACACAGCCAAUGGAUGGAGGAGUCAUCCAGAAUCUGAAACUCCACUAUCGGCAUAUCCUGGAGUCACGACGACUCGCGGCAGCAGAAAUGGACACGCCAUUUAAAUGGGAUUUCCUUGACGCAAAUCUUGCCUUGAAAGCUGCCUGGGCUAAGGUGACCCCCGCCACAAUCGUAAACAUCUACCAAAGCGUGGGAUUUGUGUGUUUGGAUGUUGAGGAUGGUGAUCAGGUCUCGGAUGAUGAAGCUCCCCAUGAACCUGCCCAUGAGGAUCCGGCCCAUGAAGCUCCCCAUCCCAUUCCCAAUCCACGCGAGACUAACAGGGAGUUCAGGAACAUCUGGGAUCGGCUAACUGACAUACUGGCCAAUGUUCCACCACUCGAUGACUACAUCGAUGUUGAUAACAACAUAGAGUGCCAUGAGGAGUUGACAGAUGCGGAAAUCGUAGCAUCCAUCAAAACAUCACCAGAGGACCCCGAGGAAGAUCCGGUAGAAGAUGAGAGCAGUGUGACCGACCCACCAACUUUGAAACAAGCUUUUGCUGCAAUAGAUACAAUCCGCCGUUAUAAUCUGGCAAAUGAAUGCUCUGAGGAGUAUGGGUCAUACGUGGACAGAUAUGAAUCGUACCUCAUGAGCCAACUUCAGAACCGUCAAAAACAAACAUCUAUCACCGACUUUUUCAAGUAACAUGUCUUUUCCUUUCCAUAACAUGUCGUACAGUUAACUUGUAAGCUGCUUUGUAUAAGCCUACUCAUUUUUUUUUUUACUUUUGAAAGAUUCAUAUCUGUUCAUCAGUGAUGCUUUUUACAAGCUAAGUUAUUCUUUUUUACUAUGUACGCCUACGUCUUAUUUACAUGUACCAAAUUGUUAUCAUGUUCUGCUAACUGAAGACCUACUUGUAGCUUUAUGUUCUGUCUUGUACAAUUUUACUAUUUAUUCAUGAAGCCGACAUGCUUAAACGUUUUUAAUUUCGGUACGGCAUCAUCAAACCAUCAUUUUUUCAUGUGCAGCUUUGUUUAUUUCUACUGCAAAAUACAUGUACAUCAAAAGCAAAAAAUAAUGUUAAAGCUUUAAUCAUGUCAAACUCUUUUUUAAAAUUGUUUCUGAAACGAAUCUCUACAUUUUACAAGUUAAUUACACAGAUUCAUUAACGUUGUACCUGCGUAUGUCGUGGUAACGCCUUGAUGUAACCCUUUAAAGAGUAGCCUAUGCUUAAACAAUCGUAUUCGUUGUGUUUACAUGACUUGUACACCAUAUUAGAGAGGAAAAUGCACAGUGCACCACAUGACAGAUCCAUGUGGAGUUUCUUUAUCCCUCCCACUACAAAGUCUGCACAAGACACACCCACCACCUUUUAUUGGCACUCUCGAUCCCCUACUUAAUUACAUUCAUUAUAUGUAAACGAUAUGGAGUUACUAAGUGCGAACUAGAGUGAACCGACCACUAAAAAUGCUUUGUUUUUAUCUGUGAAAAUGUACACGUUGCCUUCAAUGACCACGUGUGUUUUGACCACAUGUUUUGCUGUUACUGUUUAAUAAAAAGAUGUCACGACGACAGCCUCUAGAUCCUCUGGCCGUGUGAAUUUUGUGACUGGCUAGACGAGAGUGCUAGAAUGCCAAGGGGUUGAUGAUGUGAUAAGCGAAAGUGAGAAGAAUGGAGUAAGCCAGUAGGCCUAUUAAAAAAAAACAAAUGAAUAAUUAAACAGUUUUUCGAAAAUCCAAGAGGAGUGACAGAGACGAUAACAUACACCUAAUGAAAGAUAAAUGAGAGGGAGAAAAUACGGAAGAUAGUUAGGAGUACUGAUAAGAAGAUUAAGAUACAACAGGAGUUGAAGAGAGAACAUAAUCUGAGAGAAUAAUUAUAGGAGAUAAUAAAUUUAAGAGAUACAACAGGAGUGAGUGGAAGUAGAAAGACACCAUAAUUUCAGAAAAACAAAAGAAAGUGGGAAGUAAAUGAUAUUAACUAGACGGGUACAAGAUAGUGAGAAAAAUAAAAAGAACCAAAAUAAUCGAGAUAAAGAAUUAGGCAUACGGAAGAGAACAAAAUGACAAGCGAUUUUUUUUUCCAAAGUGGAGGAACGGUGGUUGGAUGAAUGAGAAACGUAUAUUGCUAAAACAGGUGGAAGGAGAUGAAAAGAAGGAAAUUUGUAGCUUAUCUCUACCCCGCCCCUUCCUCCUUCCCUAUGACCUCAUUUUUUACAUCCACAACAAAGCACACAUUCAUUCCUUCGACCCUGCUCUCGCGCUUGGCUCGACUCACUUCCCAGGCCAGGUGCUGCUGACCUGGAUCACAUCACAAACAGAGCUAGAAAUCACAGGCACAUGCGUGGUGAGCAUGCACGCUCAUUCGUUUGCAAAAACAAAUACACGCCAAGAAUUCAAGGAUUAUAUACACUGGAAUUUUAAUCAGUAUCACGUAGAACGGGAAUUAGAGGUCAUAUUUUGUGAACACGAAGGUAUGUUAGGAUUUUAAAAACUUAUUUACUUCACAAAAAUCCAAAUCCUAUCCUCGUCAUGCCGCCAACGAUGUGAUGUGGCUAUGUAUCUUAAUACACGUCCAAUCGGACAAAAUCGUGCACAUUCAUAAUACAGCUGUACAUGUACACACGUAUCUAUUCUAAGUCGA
Messenger RNA from Lytechinus variegatus (green sea urchin), 3304 nucleotides. RefSeq names its product tigger transposable element-derived protein 4-like. The record is from RefSeq and is a predicted model, not a curated record. The transcript has a single exon. The coding region runs from base 476 to 1366 and encodes 296 amino acids. NCBI's taxonomy places the organism in Eukaryota, Metazoa, Echinodermata, Echinoidea, Temnopleuroida, Toxopneustidae. Gene Ontology annotation, cellular component: nucleus. Gene Ontology annotation, molecular function: DNA binding.